Molecule: messenger RNA, 966 nt
Organism: Mya arenaria
Lineage: Eukaryota; Metazoa; Mollusca; Bivalvia; Myida; Myidae
Product: complement C1q-like protein 4
Exons: 4
Coding region: 151-897 (248 amino acids)
Molecular function (GO): protein binding
Source: RefSeq, a predicted model, not a curated record
AAUGGGCUACACUAAACCAAUUUUAUUUUCUUAUCUUUGACACGCCAUCUAAUACAGUGACUAUAGUGUGCAUGUAUAUUCAUAACAUAAUUAAUCAGUUUUGAAUCUUGUCACAGACUAUUGGAAAUACGGCAACUUCAAGGUUUUGAUAUGCGCGAGUUGUGGAUAUUCUUAUUGUGUUGUUGUUAUUGUUGUUGUUUAACUCUCAAUGCGGAACAAACUGACGAUGUUGCUGAUCUAAAGAGAGAUAUAGAACAGCUUAAGGCGAUGAUGAAGGAGUACAUGAAGGACAUUUCUGAACUCAGAGAAUUACGAGCCAUUGACAAUAACCGGUUGGAACAUUUGGAAAGAGUUAACUCCGAGUUACAACACACGGUUUCAGAAUUGGGCGCCGAGAAUUUAAACUUUAAGGAACAGCUUAGACUACAAGAAAGCAAUUCUCUGCCAACUCCCCCAGCCUCCAGGAAGCGGUUUAUCGUGACGCCGGACGCGCAGGUGGCCUUCUCCGUGCACGUCGCCGGUCCACAAUUUACCCCGGCAAACAAGGCCAAGAUCCCUUACAAUACAGUGGAUAUUGACUUAGGCAUCGGAUAUGACGUCAGUCAGCACGUGUUCACGUGCCCAGAGAACGGCGUGUAUUUCUUCCAUACGGGAUUGUACGCACGAGGUCUAGACAUCACCAAGGUCAAUAUCGUCAAAGAGGGUACUAGCCUUACCAUGGCUGGCACCAGAGGCGACAACACUGGGGACGGGUACGACCAAGGAAGUAACUGUGUGGUGACGUCAUGUAACCAAGGACAACGCGUGUGGGUUGAAGUGAGCAGCAUGACCACGGGGGCGGUGGACGCCGGAAACAAGGCGACUUCGUUUACAGGCUUCCUGCUUUUCCAGUUGUAAAGACGCCUCAUUUCCUACAGUUAUUAUUUGAAACCGCAUGGUCAAGUUUAAAUUUUUAUUUACACUGAA